GCGGCAGCGGUGGCGGCAGACUCGACCCGAAGACAACGGCGCGCUGACCAGUCAGAUCGUAUGGCAGUAUUAGGCUGGCAGACAACGUGUAAGGUCGUUUAAAGACUUCCAAUCGACUUGGAUUGUGAAAUAAUAUCGUCAUUUUAUUACAAUUGUUCUUUUUUUUUUUUUACUCCUAGUUGUGUAACUUAGUGUGUGUGUGUGUGUUCAACAAUUUUUAAUUUUUACCAAAUACUUACAAAAAAAGUGUAAAAACAAUAUGGUGACUUCGCGACUGGCGUUGGAAGGAAUCUUACAAAACGGACUCGCCGACUUGUGUAAGGCCACUUCCAGGAUGUCGGCAAACACUGAAGACCUCUUUCAUCUAUAUAAUAUCAAGCAAAAUAUGGACGACACAGCCUCUGAAAGACGGUGCUACUCUCCAACGGAAACGAUCAAGCGAGAAACGCACACGCCGACCAACUCGAGCGAAGACUCGGGCGUAGACGUCGGACCGUGCAAGCGUAAGCGAACGAAAGACGCGUGUCCAACGUCCGCUAAGCGUCAAGACGCUAUCCUGUCCGUGAACUGCAUCAUCGACGUGCCCGACAAGAUCGGCCACGGUUGUCCACCGUUCCGGCCGUGGAGCAACGAGUCGUCGUCGGCCUCGGACGUGGGCCUCAGGCUGUUCCAUGACAUACAGAACGUGGACAGAAUACUAACGCUGACGCAGCGUAGAGAUUCACAACCGCCGGAACCACAACCGCUGGACCUCACCAGAAGCACUGGUCGUCUAACAGUCGCGCGGACCGCCGUCUACCGAACCAACGACGACGAACAGUUCGCACCUUCCACAAAAGCGUCAUUCGUCACGUCCGCCACCCCCGCCACUGCUGUCAUCACGUCGACGAAUACCGCGACUACCACAACAAGGCACGGAAAGAGCAUGUCUAGAGCCAGGCGAAUAGAAGCCAACGCGCGAGAACGGUCGCGAGUGCACACUAUUAGCGCCGCUUUCGAUACGCUCAGGUCCUCCAUACCGUCGUACUCGAAAACCCAAAAGCUGUCAAAGUUGUCGACUAUCAGGAUAGCCAGCGCGUACAUACUAACCCUGUCCAGGCUGUUGGAUAUGGACUACACCGCCGAACAGUCCAGGCCGUCCGUGGAACAGUGUGUGAACGACAUAACGGGCAUUAUACACAUGGAGGGCAAGGCGAGAAAAAGGAAGGACGACCCGUAGACGGCGGCUGUAACUUUAUCGAUGGCCGCAAUAUUAUAAAAUAGUCUAUAUUCGUUUACCCGCACAUACACAAUCGCGCUCACUAUUUUUUAAGGAUCACACCGUUGUGGCCCAGUCCCACAUGUUAAAACACAUGGCCUGCACUUGUAUAUGGUUGUGUUGAUGCGUUAUGUGUAUCGCGUACAUAAAACGUUGACCUAUAAAUUUAAAAAUAACUAUGCACAUACUGUAAUAUUACAUGUUGUAACUACAAAAAUGUGUAAAAGUAUUCAUAAAAAGCUUUUGUUAAGCUUACAUUCCAAAUAAUAUGAUUAUACAUGACGUAUUCUACACCAUAUUGUUAUAACUUCUUGUCUCUUGAGCUACAGAGAUGUUAUCCCAUCCUAUUUUUUUUUUAUACAUAUCUAUUUUUUUUAAAUAUCCUUUUAUUGUUAUGUUUAACCCUAGUCAGUCAUUAUGUACAACCAACCGAUGUAUCUAUAUAUGUUUUAAUAUUUUAUUAUUAUUAUUAUCAUCAUCGUUAUUAUGAUUACCAUAAUGUAAUUUAUGUUUUCAAUAGUUUUAUUAAUAUUACAAAAGUUUAUUUUUACAAGAAA
Messenger RNA from Adelges cooleyi (spruce gall adelgid), 1815 nucleotides. RefSeq lists its product as uncharacterized. The transcript is spliced from 2 exons. The record is from RefSeq and is a predicted model, not a curated record. Bases 260 to 1219 code for a protein of 319 amino acids. Gene Ontology annotation, molecular function: protein dimerization activity. NCBI's taxonomy places the organism in Eukaryota, Metazoa, Arthropoda, Insecta, Hemiptera, Adelgidae.